Messenger RNA from Aureobasidium pullulans EXF-150, 1727 nucleotides. RefSeq lists its product as uncharacterized. Gene Ontology annotation, biological process: double-strand break repair; DNA recombination. Gene Ontology annotation, cellular component: nucleus. Gene Ontology annotation, molecular function: DNA binding. The record is from RefSeq and is a predicted model, not a curated record. Lineage: Eukaryota; Fungi; Ascomycota; Dothideomycetes; Dothideales; Saccotheciaceae. The transcript is spliced from 2 exons. The coding region runs from base 349 to 1575 and encodes 408 amino acids.
UGCCCGAGAGGCCCUAGCGACUCGCGCGCACGUCACAAUCUCAGUAAACAAUCAAUCAAUUCCACGCGACCUUGACGUCUCCUUCAGGCCUCUGCCGCAGCAAGAAGCUGCCUCGCGUCUCUGCGCCUGGUGCCUGAAACGUCUCACUCACACGCGUUUGCUUGCCGAAACGCUCGCCAGCAAACGGUUAAAAGCUUUCGAGGCGUCGACGUUGCUGUCGUUGUUUGCACAUCCCGCUGCCUCCAAACAAACGUCCCCGCCUCGGCUUCCGCUCGCUGACUACACCCUACCGACCCUAUUCUCAGCCCUUGACCGAGACUAGCCACCAUCAAAUUUUACUCUGCCGUCAUGCCACCAUUGCCAGACCCUUUAGUCUUGCGGCUACCGCGGACUGACGUCGACAAUGACUUCGUCCUCGUCAAUGUCCAACAAUCCGGUCCGGAUCUUCUGGAUGUGAAACUCGUUGCUACAGAUGGCGAAGCUCCUUUCGUCACCUACCUCCGCCAAAACCAAAUCCACAAAUUGCAGGCUUCUAGCUCGCAGACGGAAUUGGGCCAUUGGCAAUCUAUCUUGUCUUCUGUCUUGCUUCAAUCUAUUCCAAAUGAUCCUACUCUGGUCGGAGUAGAGGCCGUGGCCAAUCUCUCUUCAUCUCAGCUCACUAUAACCAUCCGUAAUAAGAUUAGUGGCAUCACUCAACGACUUGGCGCAAUCACUCUGGACAGGGAUGACGAUGAAGCUGUGCAGCUAUACGACUGGACGGGCUUUGCUGUAUCCCGAGCUGAUGGACUGGCCCACCAACUAGCAACCUUCCAAUCUACCGUGACGGAGCAUCAGAAGAGAAUUGAUGAGCUGACCGCUCAGCUGGAUGACCUGGUCAAGGCGAAGAAGUCUCACCAAGAUGAGAUGCUCCGGAAGUUUGCAGCCUUAUUGAACACCAAGAAACUCAAGAUCCGCGAUCAGCAGCGCCUUCUGGCUCAUGCCAAGGUCAACCCCAGAGCCGCAGAUCAAGUUCAGCAGGCUAGAUCUGCUACUGGCCGUAAACCUGAUCUCUCUCGCUCAAGCAAGCGUAAGGCCGAUGACAAGGUCAAUGAGUCUGAAACAGAUGACGAUGACCUGGGAGGAACGGAUCUGGGGAACCGCAUGGACGAAGAACAUGACAUGCGUCAGGAACUUGGCGGACCCCUGACAUCUGACAAGUCUGAACUUGAUACUGAGGAUGAUGACAGCGAUGGUGGCUUUGCUCCAGCCCCCAUGCCGUCACAGCCGUCGCGCUCUCAGGCCUCACAAUUAUCGCGCUCUCAAAAAUCCAUGGGAGCCAUGGAAGGAGCCUCGGAAGCUAUCAAGCCAGAUGAAACAGAGAAGGCACCUGAAGUGUCCCCUGAGAUACAGCUACCGCCUAGAAGGCAGUUGCCUUUCUCCAAGCGGAAUGAUCUGAUGUCUUCUUCACAGGCCCUGCCUAAGUCCUCUUCGACAAUGGCCUCUUCUCAGACCCUGCCCAAAUCGUCUGUCGUAGUGCCUCCUCCUAAUCCAACGCCAGCAAUGGAGGAAGACGAUGAGACAGACGACGAAUUGUGACUUACUCGUAAUCUCGUUAAGGCAUGGUCGCUCUCAUACUUUCAUACAACUACCAAAAUUAGGAGGACCAUGAGCAUCAACGACAUACACCAAAUUCAUAUGUAAGACAUUGCGGAAAUCUUGGUCAGGAAUAAAUUGCCUUGGCUUUGAGC